CACUCGUCCAAGUUUAGAUAAGAUAAAUAACUCCUAAUGACUUAUUACUGCAUUUUUUGGGGCUCUCUCUUCCUUUUUUUUGCAAAAAAUCAUUCCACCACCCAUUAAAGUGGUGCUAUAAAAAAACUCGUAGUGGUGCAUUACUAGGUUUCUUUGUACUUGUCAAAACCACCACAAUUGAGUCACUUUCAACUUAUCCUCCAGAUAUCUUUUCUGCCUUCUUUUGGAUAAUCCCAUUUCUUAUUCUAUCAUAUCCAUUCUCGUAUACUCACACAUCCAUUGUAAUAUACAUAUUUGAGUUACCUUCAUUUUCAUAAUAUUAAACCCUUUAGCAGCAUAUUUUGUAUCAUAUUAUGGUGUUUGUUGAAUUGCCAUUUUUCUAGGUUUUCAAUAGAAAAAGGAAAGGAUUAGCUUUCUUAUUUCAUUCUUCCAACAGCUACACAAGAAACAAGCACUAUUUGCCUAGGUGGUUGAAACAAAAUUUGUUUAUUCUAGAGGUCAAGGGUUCGAAUUCCAUUUUCAAUAUUCCAUUAUCUAGCCAAGAGCAGUUUGAAAAUAACCACUCUGCAUGCACCCCAACCUGUGGGAUGACACUAGGUUGUUCUCUUGAUGGUAUGCAAAUUUUUGUUCUAAGAUAGUGAAUUCUUUAGCUUUUUAGUCUUGGAUAAGUCAUAAGUUUGAACUCAGUAAACUUGCAUUAUCAAUGUUUCUUGCCUUCUCUAACAUCACCAGAAUUUGUGCUGCUGUGGUUUACUGGUUAUGACAUUACUAUUAUUGGUUUUCACUUGGAAUUGGCAACAAUUUUAACCAGAAACAUUUCUGCAGUGAUUGCAUGUUUUUUGCUUGAUUUCUUAUCAUCAUUGCUUUUAAGCUUUGGAAGAACCCUUAGAAAAUGAUGGUGCUAACCUUUUAUACCACAUGCAAUUCGUUUCUAGAGCUGAAGAAUUGGAAACUGCCCUCAUGGAAUUGGUCAAGGAAGAUAAUCGGCGAGAACUGAGUGCACGGGUUGAGCAACUGGAGCAACAGUUGGCUGAACUGCACCAAAUCCUUGCAGAUAAGAGAGAACAAGAGGCAGCAAUGGUUCAGGUGCUGAUGCGGGUUGAACAAGAGCAAAAGAUCACUGAAGAAGCUCGAAUUGCUGCAGAGCAAGAUGCAGCUGCUCAAAAAUAUGCAGCAUACAUUCUUCAGGAAAAGUAUGAAAAAGCAAUAGCAUCACUUGCUCAGAUGGAGAAGAGAGCAGUGAUGGCAGAAUCGAUGCUAGAAGCAUCUGAACAAUAUGAAUCUGGCCAAGUCAAAGCUUCAGCUUCCCCAAGUUCGAAAGCUGAAUCCCCAAGGAAUGCACCUGGGAGAAAGAUUGGGCUGCUGUCAUUUGGCCUUGGCUGGCGAGAUAGAAACAAGGUAUGUCAAUCAAAAUCAAUGUUUAUGACUUUAUGCUCUGAGGAGAAGCAAUCAGUGUGAAAUGGAUGUGUUUCAGGCUUUGAACAUUUGACAGAUCUACUGCACUGUUAUGAUGAGAUAUUGGGUCUCCACUUGUUCUCAAAGACAUGCAAACUGAUUAUCUAUCACAGCCGUCUAUUUCUAAUUUCAGAGCGGACAGACCUUAGUUGAGGGUGGGAUCGGGCAACAAUUAGGGCUCAGACCGUUUCACUUUAUUCUGGCCAAAAUUUAGCCACACACUUCUUACCUCUCAAGACUUUUCUUAGACUACGUAAAGUCAAACUAUAAUUUUUAUUAUGGGACCGGGAGCAUAAAAUGUAGAAUAUCUUGGCCAUCCGAUCUGAGAUUCGGAGGGCUUGGACAAGACAUGAACAAGUGACAGGCGGAGUUUCCAAAUCUUUUGUGAUCUAGUUCUGAAGCAAAAUAGCAAACCACAAAAUGAUGAUUACAGUUAGUUUCCGUAAUCACGGUAGGAGUUGCUUCAGGAUUAGUAUUAGGCUUCCGGUACAAGUUUGCAAAACACCCUAAAACGUCUCCCAAUUCCUACUGCCUUAAAGAACGUUAAUCAUUUCAAAAAGCAGGCACAAAGAUGAUGAAUCACAUGCCUUGGUUAGUAGGUUGCUUAUAUAUAUUGAAAUGAGUAUGUCAAAAUAAACACAAUGACAGGGAAAGCAAAGCUGUGACCUUCCAUCACCAACGACAAGUAAAAGUAGUGCUGCUGGAGGACAAGACACAAACAGUUCUCAACUUCAGAUCAAUGGGCAUCGAGACGACAAUGGAAAAGCCACUUCUAAAGAUUGACAUGUGCAUCCAUCUUCUUCUUGGGGAUCUCCUCCCCAUCCCACCAGCUAAAGUUUCUCCAUUUUUGUUUAUAUCCGGUGCUCUGUACAGUAGAUUACUACAAAGUUUUUAUCGGACAAGUUACUCCUAUUUAAACCUUGUGUGUUAAUCUACGCUGAACAGACAUUGAAACUUGAAAAGAACACGAGAGGAAACAGUCCUUUCGAAUGAAAGGUGGUUGCAUGUAAUGUUUUAGGAGAGCUUUCGAUUUUUUUGUUGAAAUGAAGAAAUUAAAUUUCU
Cuscuta campestris is the source of this 2517-nucleotide messenger RNA. The record is from the annotation of a GenBank genome assembly. Lineage: Eukaryota; Viridiplantae; Streptophyta; Magnoliopsida; Solanales; Convolvulaceae.